AUGGUUUCCAAAAGGGGUCGGCAUGGGGGAGGCGGGCCGAAGGGCCUGCAGCUGUGCCGCACAGCUGCGUGGCGCCAGCCAAAACGGCACCGAGUUUUGACAAGCUUCGCUGCCACUGUGUACACUGAUCCGCAACAGUUCGGGCCAGGUACCAAGUUGACAGUGUUGGAUCCCAACUUGGAAAUCAAAGGUCCCAAAAUCUCCAUCCUCCAACCGUCGGAGAGAGAAAUCAGAAAGAAAAGUAGAGUCACGGUGGUCUGCCUCAUCACUGACUUCUACCCCAACAAUGUCAAGGUCCAGUGGCUGGUCGACGGCGAGAAGCUGCUCACCAAUGACUCCCGAAUCCACACCGACACCGAGAUCCAGGCCAACAAGAAGAAUUCGUCGUUCCAUCUCAGCAGCCGACUAAUCCUUGACGCCUACGACUACAGCACGAGGAGUAGAAUUGCCUGCAAUGUUCAACAUUUUCAGAACGGAAGCACGGCCACGGAAUACGAGGGAACACUCAACGUUGGAAUCGAUCGCUGUGCAUUGACAAACCGACAGAUACUUCAUAGCAUAAAAUACGGCAAUUUGACGUUCUUGAUCCUUGUUUGCAAAAGUGUUCUCUACGGACUCAUUGUGUCAGUUCUCGCUUGCAAAGCCAAGACAUCUUACAGCAAGAGGUUUGACUGACAAUCAGGUGUCAGAAGGCGCAGAGUCCUUGGAAUAGAAGCUUGUGAAUUAUCGCCACAUGCGUCGACCCAGCUUGUUGACUCUCUGUGGGAGAGUCUGGUAAAUGUUCAGUCUAUGCUCACCUCUCUGCUGAGGAGACCCCCGUGUGCCUGCUCCCUGACGCACCCCAAAUCUCACCGUCUGAGUGAGUUAGGGCCCAGCUUGUCCUUCCUCCCAACCUCGAACUCUCUGCCCAUUAACUGCUGUUCUCCUUAAUUUGGGGUGCGAUGCAGUCCUGCAGUGAGGAGUGCCGAUGGUCCUCAAUUCCAGAGACCCCGGUUCAAUCCUGACCUCCGGUGCUAUCUCUGUGUGUGUGUGUGUGUGGACCUGUUGUUUCUGCAACUCGACAGAUUCCUCCACAUUAUUCUCGCUGAUUUCCCCGAUUCUAUGCUUUCUAUGAUUUCGUGAUUUUGUCAUUUUAUGGUUUUUUUUCAAGAUUUCAUUAUUUGGUGAUUCUCCGACUUCAUCCUUCCAUGAUUUUAUUAUUUUAAGAUUUUAUUCGUCCAGGAUUCCACCAUUUCAUGAUUUCCUGACUUUAUUAGUUUAUGAUUCUGUGAUUUCAUGAUUUUAAACUUUCAUGAUUCCAUGAUUACUACCUUUUUCAUGAUUUUGUAACUUCAUGAUUCCGUGAUUGCUUUUUUCUUUGUGAUUUCAGAACUUCAUGAUUCCAUUAUUUCAUUUUUUUCACAAAUUUAAAGCUUCUUGUUUAUAUUUCUACUUUUCCACGAUAUUAUACACCAUGAUUUCGAUUUUUACAUGAUUUUUAGAACUGCAUGAUUUCAUGAUUUCGAUUUUUCCAUGAUUUUGAAACCAUGAUUCCAUCAUUUCUAUUUUUCGCGCUUUUGCAAUUUCUUGCUUCCAUGAUUUCCAUUUUUUAACGAUUUUGUAAUAUCCUGAUUUCUGUUAUUUCAUCAUUGUAUAACUUCCUGAUGUCAUGAUUUCUAUGUUUUCAUGGUUUUAUAACUUAUUGACUCCAUGAUAUUUUAUCAUGAUUUUAUAACAUUGUGAAUCAAUAAUCUCCUGAUCGUAUAAUUUCACGAUUCCACGAUGUUACAACCUCACGAUUCAAAGACCUCGUGAUUUUGUAACUUCAUGAUUCCGUGAUUUCUAUUUUCCCAGUCUUACAACUUUCUGAUCUCAGGACUUUAUAACUUCAUGAUUCAAUGAUUUUACAAGUUCCAGAUUCCAUGAUAUCUGCUUCCAAGAUGCCAUGAUUUCACUCCUUCGAGACUCUAUGAUUUCACCCCUGGCUGAGAUUUGAAACUUGUGUGUAAUAUCGACCGCUACAAAGCAGGUUGUCUAGCUGGGUUCCGUCCAGUGCAGUUGACCUGAGUCCUGCACAUGGUGUGCUUCAGAGCUCGUGAACGAGGGCGCGAAUCCCCAGACCAAGACGUCCAGUGUUAUCCGUGUGAGACACUGGAUUCACACUGCUGUGCAAGAAUGCACCUAUUUUCUUUGUAUCUUUCUAUGCCUUAACCAAUAAAAAAUAGAUGUUCCUGCAAAGAAAUUCA
Messenger RNA from Pristis pectinata (smalltooth sawfish), 2225 nucleotides. RefSeq names its product T cell receptor beta chain MC.7.G5-like. The record is from RefSeq and is a predicted model, not a curated record. The transcript is spliced from 5 exons. Lineage: Eukaryota; Metazoa; Chordata; Chondrichthyes; Rhinopristiformes; Pristidae. Bases 1 to 675 code for a protein of 224 amino acids.